Cyphellophora europaea CBS 101466 is the source of this 1752-nucleotide messenger RNA. RefSeq lists its product as uncharacterized. The record is from RefSeq and is a predicted model, not a curated record. Gene Ontology annotation, molecular function: transmembrane transporter activity. Gene Ontology annotation, biological process: transmembrane transport. NCBI's taxonomy places the organism in Eukaryota, Fungi, Ascomycota, Eurotiomycetes, Chaetothyriales, Cyphellophoraceae. Bases 1 to 1752 code for a protein of 583 amino acids. The transcript has 2 exons.
AUGAGGUUGCCUUGGGCCAAGCAGACCCAAAAGUCUGCCAACAGCUCUCCUUCUACCGAAGGCGAGAAUUCCCCAGAGACUAUCGCCACUGCGCCGGAGAAGCCAGAUGCAGUAGACACAGUCGAGUCUAGCAAUGCAGCACCAGAUGCCCAGAAUUCGAAAGAACAUGAAGCGGUGCGAACAGACUCGGUCGCCUCCAGCUCUGGUGUCGAAGACGAGUCGAAAUACUUGAAGGGUCCUCCCCUGUUCUUCCUCACCCUCGGACUUUCUUUGACGACCUUUGUUAUUGCCCUGGACAACACCAUCAUCGCCACAGCUAUUCCACGCAUCACUACCGUCUUCAACUCCCUCGACGACGUCGGCUGGUAUGGAUCAAGCUACCUCUUGACAACCACGUCUUUGCAGCCUUCCUUCGGCAAGGUGUACACCUACUUCAAUGUCAAAACCACUUUCAUCAUUGCCCUCACCAUAUUCGAGGUCGGAUCCGUUCUGUGCGGUGCCGCAACCAAUUCUACCAUGCUCAUCGUCGGCCGCGCCGUUGCGGGAGUUGGCGCCGCCGGUCUUUUCUCUGGUGGUAUGACCAUCAUCGGGUAUUCAGUACCUCUGCGGAGAAGACCGAUUUUCAUUGGAUUCGUCUCGUCAAUGUUUGGCAUCGCUUCGGUGGUAGGACCUAUUCUAGGUGGCGCAUUCACAGAUCGCGUAUCCUGGCGCUGGUGCUUCUACAUCAAUCUGCCCAUCGGCGCCAUCGCAAUCCUGACGGUGUUCUUCUUCUUCAAGAACCCCGAUCGCGACCACAGCAACCUCACCCUCAAGCAAAAGAUUCAAAACAUCGACCUCCUCGGCGCCUUAUUCCUCAUCUCCGCCAUCGUCUGCCUCCUCCUCGCCCUGCAAUGGGGCGGCAUCACCUAUCCCUGGCGAGACUCCAAAGUCUGGGGCUGUCUCCUCGGCUUCGGUCUGCUCAUCGUCACCUUCACCUGCAUCCAACUCUGGAAAGGCGAGCAAGCCACGCUCCCUCCACGCAUCAUGCUCCACCAACGCACCGUCUUCACCUGCGCUUUCUUCUCGGCCUUUCUCGCCAUGGGGCUGUAUACACACAUCUACUACCUGCCCUUCUACUUCCAAGCCGUCAAGGGCACCACGGCCGAAGGCUCCGGCAUCCGCACCAUCCCCUACCUCGUCAGCAACACGCUCUUCAGCAUCGUCAUCGGCGCCACCAUCACCUUUGUCGGCUGGUACGUCCCCUUCACCUGGUUCGGCAGCGCCCUCUUCACCGUCGGCUCCGGCCUCCUGUACACGCUCAAAGUCCACUCCUCCGCCGGCGAGUGGAUCGGCUACCAGAUUUUGACCGGCGGUGGCUCCGGCACCUGCGUGCAGAUCCCCUUCAUCGCCGUGCAGGUCGUGCUGGCCAAGAAGGACAUGCCGACGGGGAACGCCGUCGCCAUUUUUUUCAACUCGCUCGGCGGCGCCAUCUCCAUCAGCAUCGCGCAGAAUAUCUUCGCCAACACCCUCGUCAAAGAGGUGCCGAGGUAUGCGCCGGGGCUGGAUCCGCAGAUCUUGCUGGCGGCGGGCGCGACGAAUGUGAGGAGCGUGGUGCCGCCCGAGUUGUUGGAUGGUGUGCUGUUUGCGUAUAAUAAGGCGGUCACGAGUAGUUAUAUUCUGGCGGUUGCGUGUGGCGGGCUGGCGGCGUGUAGUAGUGUGUUGUUCGAGUGGAAGAGUGUUAAAGGGAAGAAUUUGAUGGCGGGCGCGGCUUGA